AACGCUAAAAUUCCAAACCGGAAAGCGAGUGAUUCCCGAGUGAUUCAUCUCAAACACACACGAUCUUCGUUGCAACUCCAGCAGGCAACUCUGAGGCUGAAAACAAGAUACCUUCCUUUGGAGCUGGGCACACAGGAGGGAAGGGGAGAGCUUUACCCUGUUCUCCCUGGCCAGCCCUCAAGAAAGCGGCUAGCCAUGGAUGACAACUCCUCACUGGGCAAAGUCAGCAGCUCCACUGAGUCCGUGGCCACCGUCACUAGUGAGGAGUUUGUUCUGGUGCAGUCCAGCUCUGCAGGCUCACCGCAGGGCUCUGAGGGAAAACCAAGACUCAAGAUGUCUUGGAAUGGGAGUGAACAGCUGGAAAAAGCUAUGGAGGAGGUGUUGGAUGACGAUGAUGAAGUGAAGGUGGAGAAGAGCAAUGUGGAAAAGAUGGAGAAGCACAAGGAACCAGAGAGUCGAGUCCUACAGACCCAGCCUGCAGAAGCAUGUCCACCACCACAAAGCCCAACGGUCCUGGAGGAGGACAGUGUGCAGUUCAACAAGCUGUCCUACCUGGGUUGCACCUGGGUCAAAGCCCCUCGUAAUGAGGCGGAGGCACAGAGGGCCAUGGCCACCCUGCGAGCCGAAAGCGCCAUCCCCAUCCCCAUCACGCUGCAUGUCCCCUGUGGUCCUGAGGGCUCUGUCAGGAUUGUGGACCAGGCUACAGGCACAGAGAUUGCCUCCUUCCCGAUCUACAAGGUGCUGUUCUGUGCUCGAGGUCAAGAGGGCUCGGUGGAAAGUGACUGUUUUUCCUUCACCGAGAGUUACCGAAGCUCGGAGGACUUCCAGAUUCAUGUUUUCUCCUGCCACAUCAAGGAAGCUGUCAGUCGUAUCUUGUACAGCUUCUCUACGGCCUUUCGGCGUUCUUCACGACCAGCAGACAUCAGGGACACGACGCUGUCCAGUCCACCUGACGGUGAUCUCUAUACCUUCACUGUUACAUUGGAGAUCAAAGAGGAUGAUGGCAAAGGCAACUACAACCCCGUGCCGAAGGACAGAGAAAAGUUCUACUUCAAGCUGAGACAGUCUGUCCAAAAGAAGGUCGUGGUUUCAGUCCAACAGAUGUGUAACAAGGAGCUGGGCAUCGAGAGGUGUUUUGGGAUGCUGCUGAGUCCAGGACAGAAAGUCUGCAACAGUGACAUGCAUCUACUAGAGAUGGAAUCGAUGGGGAAGAGCUCUGACGGGAAGGCCUACGUUAUCACAGGAACUUGGAACCCCAACAUGGCGGCCUUCCAACCACUGAAUGAAGACACGCCUAAAGAUAAACAGAUCUUUAUGACGGUGGCGGUGGACCUGGUGGUGACCGAAGUGGUGGAGCCAGUUCGCUUCCUGUUGGAAACUGUAGUCAGGGUCUAUCCGUCAAACGAGCGCUUCUGGUACUUCAGCCGCAAGACCUUCAGUGAGACCUUCUACCUCAGACUCCGACAGGUGGUGGAGAGCGGCAGCGGCGCUGGAGUGAAUGAACGGACCAGAAAUAAACAUCAGCUGCUUAUGACACCGAAGGCACCAGAGAGAGGGGGUCAGAGCGACGCUAUGUACGAGGUGGUGAGUCUCCAGAGGGAGAUGGAAAGAAGCAAUGAAGAAAAAGGACGCCUGGCCUCGCCCACUGAGGAAGAGGAGGCAGAUGAAGAUAGCGACAGUGAAAUUUCCAGUGGAACCGGCGACGUUUCCAAAGACUGUCCUGAGAAAAUCCUCGAGUCCUGGGGAGGAAUCCUCAAUAGAUGGCACGGGAACCUGUCCACUCGGCCAAAAGGUUUGUCCUCAUUGGUCCGCAGCGGCAUUCCUGAGCCACUCAGAGCUGAAGUCUGGCAGCUGCUGGCUGGUUGCCACGACAACCAUGACCUGCUUGAGCACUACCGCAUCCUCAUCACCAAGGACUCUGCACAGGAAAGUGUCAUCACCCGUGACAUCCACCGCACUUUUCCUGCACACGACUACUUCAAAGACUCUGAUGGAGACGGACAGGACUCACUGUACAAGAUCUGCAAGGCCUACUCGGUCUACGAUGAGGAAAUUGGUUACUGCCAGGGUCAGUCGUUCCUCGCUGCUGUUCUCCUCUUACAUAUGCCCGAGGAGCAGGCCUUUUGUGUUUUGGUAAAAAUCAUGUAUGAAUAUGGCCUGAGAGCUCUCUACAAGAACAACUUUGAAGAUCUUCACUGCAAGUUCUACCAAUUGGAGAGGCUGAUGCAGGAACAACUUCCAGAUCUGUGGUCCCACUUCCAAAACCUGAACCUGGAGGCACACAUGUACGCCUCCCAGUGGUUCCUAACACUCUUCACCGCCAAAUUCCCCCUGUGCAUGGUUUUUCACAUCACUGACCUGCUGCUCUGCGAGGGUCUGAACAUCAUCUUCAAUGUAGCCCUCGCCCUGCUCAAGACGUCUAAAGAGGACCUGUUGCAGGCAGACUUCGAGGGGGCUCUCAAGUUUUUCAGAGUCCAGCUCCCCAAACGAUACAGAGCUGCAGAGAACGCCCGAAGGCUUAUGGAGCAGGCCUGCAACAUCAAGGUCCCGACCAAAAAGCUGAAGAAGUUUGAGAAGGAAUAUCAGACUCUGAGAGAGAGCCAGCUGCAACAAGAAGACCCCAUCGAACGAUACCAGCGGGAGAACCGUCGCCUUCAGGAGGCCAGCAUGCGACUUGAACAGGAGAACGAUGACCUGGCACACGAACUGGUCACCAGUAAAAUCGCCCUUCGGAAUGACCUUGACCAGGCAGAAGACAAGGCCGAUGUUCUGAACAAAGAGUUGCUGACCACCAAGCAACGUCUGGUGGAGACGGAGGAGGAGAAGAAACGACACGAGGAGGAGACGGCUCAGCUGAAGGAGGUGUUCAGGAGGGAGCUGGAAAAAGCAGAGCUGGAAAUCAAGAAAACCUCAGCAAUCAUAGCUGAAUACAAACAGAUCUGCUCCCAGCUGAGCACCAGGCUGGAAAAACAACAGGCGGCAACAAAAGAGGAGCUGGACAUCGUCAGGAACAAAGUGAUGGGCUGUCAGAACUGCAGGGGCCUGUUUAGCACACUCGGGUCCCUCCAGACUUCGUCUCCUGGCGGUGACAAGACGUCUUCGGAGCCACACGACGAGGAGAAGGACGGACUGAAGGAGCAGCUGAGACAGCUGGAGCUGGAGCUGGCACAGACCAAACUACAGCUGGUGGAGGCAAAGUGCCGCAUUCAGGAGCUCGAGCAUCAGCGGGGAGUUUUGAUGACUGAGAUUCAAGCCAAUAAGAACUCUUGGUUCAGCAAGACUCUCGGGUCCCUGAAGAGCUCUGCAUCCUCUUCCUCCAGCUCCACAUCCCAGACCCCGUCCUCUCCGAAGGAAGGCACUGCCUAGACCAAGCUCCCUCGCCCUCCCUCGCCCCUGCAGGAUGCACACUAGAGCUGAGGAACACAAGUUGAAGAAGCAAGAAGCGCAAAAAUGCAGUAUUCCUUUUCCAUUAGGCGGAAACACGGAGCUUCCUGGACCGAAAAUAGCCAAAAACUGUGGGAAGAACCAGGCGGGGGGACUGAAUGGACCAUCUGCCUGAGUUUGAGGGAAAUAUUAACCUUGUCCACUUCACAGUGGAUCAGAGCAGACGGGCGAAGAAGUUCAGUGCUGAACCCUAGUUUGGUCUCUUCGCUCCACCUUGUGGCCAGAUGUCGCUAUUGCAGCAAUGUUGUGUGAAGUUUUCUGGUAGCUUGAAAGUAAACCCGAGUUCAGCACCUGUGUUUCGAUCACAGGGGUCUUAUACGUUUAAUCCUCAGUGCAGAAAUAUCCGCACGCGCUCUGAGAAAGGAAUACUGCAUACAAAUGAGAAUAAUACGAAACUUGUGUUUCUUUAUAUUAAUGUAACGUAAACAAUGUUGUCUUAUAAAUAUGUAUAACUGAUUAGUAAUUUUUUUUUAAUAAUCUUGUACAGCAAAAACACACGAGGCAAAGUUCUUAAAUUUCUUUUCUACUCUUUGGAAAUUGAAUGUCAUCUCUUUAGAUGUUGAGGUAAGCACAGUGUGUGAUCGAUGUGGUGGAGUCCAAACGCUGAAGGGCCAAAGUGACAGCCACCAGUUUCUGUUUCCCCCUCUAACUCUAAUGUUUUUAUAGUCAUGACUUUGUAAUCUUUUCUGUUUUUAAUUUCUAAAUCGAGUUUUAUUUUCUCCUGUUUGCAGAUAAAGGCUUUUUUUUCUUCUUCUUAGAUAUCUCUGGUCGUGACAGGAGUGGCCUCUAAUUCUCAGUUAUUUUAUAAAUAUAAAACUGAUAAUACGACGUGUUUGAGACAUAUUAGUUGCAUGUUUUUAGCUUUGUUCAUCUCCUUGUUUUUAGCUGGAGAUGUCACAGGCUGCGUUCUUCUUAUGAAAAUCUAUAACCUCGAACAUUAAUAAGUAGGAUUAAUGCAUACUUAUUGCAGUAUUGCUCCACUACUGUUAAAUAGACCAGUUGCACAAAGGUGCCAACGCCCUCUUCGUCCUUUGUUGUGGGAACAUUAUUUUUACACAAUAUCGUCUCCAUGUUGAUCCUUUAGUCCAUAAAUGAGUGUUGGCUCUGAGCCGUUCACUUAUGUUUAAAUACAGUCACGUGGGUCUACUUUAUGAGACCAACAGCAGAUGGCGCCAAAUUCAAACAAGCUGCUUUUUUGAUUUCAGAGGAGAGAAAUAAAAAUUGUUGGAAAAUUAGCCAAAAUAAAACGUUCCGUUUUGCGUGUUGGUGCUCGUUUAGCAGAUAUAAGCUGCAGUGCGGUGCCAACUCCCCUGCUUUACUCUUUGGUUGACACUAACAUCAGCCUUUGGACUCGGACCAAUGCCACGUGUACUUUAUGUGUGUGCGUGUGAAUGUGUGUGUGUUCUGCACUGUUAUUCAAGUGGUUCAAGUUGAUGUUCCUCGUUCACGUGGCUGCCUUUUCUGUUAAUGACUGAAGCGAUCGACUGUUUGAACUGUCGGAGAGCGUCAGCUGUGCCAUAAGAGCCUCUCCUCUGCUCCUUUCUUGUAGUCGUCCUAACCAUCUCUGCCCAUACAGAACAACCAUGUCAUUUGACUUUUUGCUGGACAUCAUUUUCAGCUCCACAUUUCACACAUUUCCUCCAGGAGCCUCACGAAUCGAGGGCCGUCCUGUCGCUGGAGGGCUAGUCGGCGUUUCAGCUGGAGGGAAUGCUUCAAUAUCAUGGAACGGGAGAAAACAGAAGCCGACUGAUCAUCACUGAAUUCCAGGUGUUUUGCAUUUCCAGGACAUUCCUCUUCACUGCGUCAUUCUUGUUGUACAAAGCAGUUCAAUGUCGGAGAGAGCUCCCCGUCUAUUAUGUGCACUAAUGCAACACUGAUAUUUGAAACACUAUUUCAACGUGUGUUUGUUUGAAAGUUACUUUGUAGCUGAUGAUUAUUGAUGCUGAGAGGACAGCCGGCAGUUUCUAACCUCCUCUAAACUCUGUUCAUUUUAAUGUUGCACAAGCAGGCGCUGAGUCGGGUUACAGGUGUGUAGUUUACAGGUGGCUGUGACGCCACAGUCCUGUUACACUGGGAGGGAGGGACUGCUCGUCUGCUGGUCCGACUCAAACGCCGUUUGCUGUACAGUAACUGUCUGAGCUGCAUUAAUAAAUAUCAGUUUUUCUCUUU
Molecule: messenger RNA, 5613 nt
Organism: Oreochromis aureus
Lineage: Eukaryota; Metazoa; Chordata; Actinopteri; Cichliformes; Cichlidae
Gene: rabgap1l
Product: RAB GTPase activating protein 1-like
Exons: 27
Coding region: 196-3366 (1056 amino acids)
Source: RefSeq, a predicted model, not a curated record